AUGAAACAAAUUGUAAUCGGGUCACUUACACCGCGUGUUGCCUUUUCUCUUUCAGGGAAGCAAAGGGCAGUUAGAAACCCCACUCCAGGACCUUCUCAACACCAAGCCGCAGCCCUGCUAGAAAUACGAGCAGUACUCGACAACAAGAACGUGGAGAAGCAUGCGGAGUUAAUGACGGCUUACCUCCUACGUUACAAUCCUGAGAAACCUCGCGUCAUGGCAGUUGAAACCGACCGAGCACCAGACGUACGAGUGACCGGUACCGAAGCUACGGCUCCUGUAACUCAAAACCCGACAGUUCCUACAGGAAAACAAACCAAGUCUAAGCCAUCCAGUGCUGCGGCAAGAAAGAUACCAGAAGGAAGGCCAAUGUCGGAAGACGAAAAUGACAGUCGACCAACUCCUAGAGGUAGCGGUUUUGUCGAGAACGGUAUCGAGUUUGCGGAAGGACAAGUCCCUAGCCAUCACAUGGCCGAACUUACUGUCUUCUGGGAUAACCGGAUAAGGAAAGUAAAAGGUUAUGUACCGGUGUCAAUGUUCAAUCAAGCCUGGUUAGAAGCAAACCGGAGAUUAGAAGGAAAGAAGUCAAAGAAAAAGAAAAAGUGUGAUGAUUCGGACUCUGAUGACAAGACUUACGAAGGACUCUCUUACCCUGACAAACUUCGUUUAUCCUAUGGCGAUUGGGUUACUUGCUUUAAUCUGAUGCUUGAAUAUUUCCGCGACUGGUUCCACUUUGAGAAAAUGGCAGAGAAUGAGGCGCCAGAUCUGGACAAUUCGAGUCGAAGGAGGGAAAGUCGGUGA
Melampsora larici-populina 98AG31 is the source of this 801-nucleotide messenger RNA. RefSeq lists its product as uncharacterized. Bases 1 to 801 code for a protein of 266 amino acids. NCBI's taxonomy places the organism in Eukaryota, Fungi, Basidiomycota, Pucciniomycetes, Pucciniales, Melampsoraceae. The transcript has 2 exons. The record is from RefSeq and is a predicted model, not a curated record.